Helianthus annuus (common sunflower) is the source of this 459-nucleotide messenger RNA. Its product is annotated as 40S ribosomal protein S1-like. The transcript has 4 exons. NCBI's taxonomy places the organism in Eukaryota, Viridiplantae, Streptophyta, Magnoliopsida, Asterales, Asteraceae. Gene Ontology annotation, biological process: translation. The record is from RefSeq and is a predicted model, not a curated record. Gene Ontology annotation, molecular function: structural constituent of ribosome. The coding region runs from base 1 to 459 and encodes 152 amino acids. Gene Ontology annotation, cellular component: ribosome; cytosol.
AUGUCGCCAGAGAAGACGGAGGAGACGGUGAUGUUUCCGGAGAAGACGGAGGAGACGGUGAUGUUGCCGGAGAAGACGGACGAGCAGAUCGCCGGGAUGGUGGUGGUGUGGGAUGUGUCGGCAGUCGCCGCCAUCUCCGCAGAAACCCUAAUUUCUCGCCGUAAAGUAGCAGGGCAUUAUCUUCUUCAUGACGAUGCUGGCUUCGGGAAUAUUAUUAUUGUGGAUAACUUGCCAAUUGUUCGUAGGGAAAGGUUCGAGAAGCUUGAAGGUGUAGUUCGUAAAAUCUAUAGCCAAAUUGGAAUCCGUAGGAAGAUGAGGGAGAUCAUGGUGACACAAGCUCAAACUUGUGAUCUAAAGCAGCUGGUUCAAAAGUUCAUUCCUGAAUCAAUUGGUAGAGAAAUUGAGAAAGCAACAUCUAGCAUCUACCCAUUGCAGAACGUUUUCAUCCGCAAAGCUUGA